Pieris macdunnoughi is the source of this 447-nucleotide messenger RNA. Lineage: Eukaryota; Metazoa; Arthropoda; Insecta; Lepidoptera; Pieridae. The record is from the annotation of a GenBank genome assembly.
AUGGCAAAGAUCAUUCGGGAUAUAAAUUUAGAUCUAACCGUGCAAAAACAUGUGAAACCGGAAGUUGUGUAUGUUCCCGUGGAUGUACGGGACUCGGACGUCGUAAUUGACAUAGAUCCCGAAAGCGGUAAUCUGAGCCCAUCUAAAGCAAAACCUGUGAAUAUUGGUGAGGUUGUAGAAAAAGCACGCGAUGCUUUUAACCGUGGCAUUACAAAACCUUUAGAAUGGAGGAAAAAACAGCUCAAGAGUCUUCUACGAAUGUAUGAGGAGAACUACAAUGUUAUGAUUGAGGUAUUGCAAAAAGAUUUAAGAAGAAGCAAGACUGAAGCUGUGCUGCUAGAAGUUGAAUAUCUUAUUAAUGAUUUGAAGAACACUAUACAUUAUUUGGAAGAAUGGGCGAAACCGGAUAGAGUAAGUUAUAGUAACUAUAGAUAUAAAGAAAACUGA